GCCCCGGGGGAGAGAACGCAUUUUGUUUGGGGGACUUGGGACAAGUUCAGCAGAAACUCAUAGUGAAUAAGUUUCCUUCUGAAGUUGGGUGUGUGUGACAGACAGGGGGCCUUGCUUGGUCGACCUGAGCAGCUAUGCUUUCUGUAAUUUCAGUGGAUAAAAUAAAUCUGGGGUAACUCUUGCUGCACCCUUCCGGACAGAGACUCCGUAGCCAACUGAUCCCCUGCCUUGUCUUGUUAAAAGCUGUUGUGUAGUCCUCUGUCCUGGGCGGCUGAAGCCCAGCUUCCUGGCUCCCUUCCAGGCCCUGUUUUGCUCCUUUUCCUGCCCUUCUGAGAGAGGAGAGCAGCACAAAAGGUACUCUGUGUGUGGACAGGGAGCCCUUUUCUUCCAGGGCUGGCCUGUUCUGCCGUCUGCUUCCUGUUUAGCCAGGCAGCAGACCCAGAUUGGAUCCAUUUGCUCCCCCACUUGCUGUGUUUAUUUGAAGCCUUACAAAGUUGUGCAGCUGGCAGAAAAUUAGAUUCAGAGUUCUUGGCCCGCUGUGUCAGGCUUGUGAAAUCCGGGAGAAGGGGAAGGCAGUGUGAAGGUCUGAGUUAUGUAGGUAUUCCUGCAACACUAUCCCCUUCCAUCUUGGGGGGCUGGAUCCUUACUCCCGAGAAACUGGAACGUUGGUGGAAGUUCCAUGACAUCAGGGCAGCUCAGCCAGCAGGGGAGAGGGUGGGGCUGGCAGGCUUCGGCCAACGAUGCCGCCUGGGCAAACCUAGACAGGCUACAAACAGCACCUCGUCCCCGUCUGGGAGGCUGAACAGUUUCUCCACCAGAGAAGCCUUUGCGGCUGUGUGUCUGGCCAGUGUGCAGAGAUGGGGGGUCCUGCUUGGGGCAUCCUCGGUUCCUCCCUUUUACUCCUCGGGGCCUUUUGGGGACUCGUGUGGGGCAGGCAGCAGAUGGGCAAGCUUGCAGACAAGAAGCUGUGUGCCGACGCUGAAUGCGACCAUCCCAUCUCCAUCGCGGUUGCUCUCCACGACUACAUCGCGCCCGACUGCCGCUUCAUCCACAUCCAGAGGGGCCAAGUGGUCUAUGUCUUCUCCAAGCUGAAGGGCCGUGGGCGACUCUUCUGGGGAGGCAGUGUGCAAGGAGACUAUUAUGGGGAGCAGCCAGCCCGCCUGGGCUACUUCCCCAGCUCCGUCGUCCAGGAGAACCAGUACCUGAAGCCAGGCAAGGUGGAAGUGAAGACUGACAAAUGGGACUUCUACUGCCAGUGACUCAAGGAG
Podarcis raffonei (Aeolian wall lizard) is the source of this 1268-nucleotide messenger RNA. It is a transcript of the gene MIA, whose product is annotated as MIA SH3 domain containing. Gene Ontology annotation, molecular function: protein binding. Bases 858 to 1259 code for a protein of 133 amino acids. The record is from RefSeq and is a predicted model, not a curated record. Gene Ontology annotation, biological process: extracellular matrix organization. The transcript has 4 exons. Lineage: Eukaryota; Metazoa; Chordata; Lepidosauria; Squamata; Lacertidae.